Messenger RNA from Nicotiana tabacum (common tobacco), 507 nucleotides. The record is from RefSeq and is a predicted model, not a curated record. Lineage: Eukaryota; Viridiplantae; Streptophyta; Magnoliopsida; Solanales; Solanaceae.
AUGGACUACGAUAGAUCUAAGGAGAUAAAGGCUUUUGAUGAUACAAAAGCUGGUGUUAAAGGACUAGUUGAUGCUGGAAUUUGGAACAUACCAAGAAUGUUCAUUAGGCCAGCUGAUGAACUUGUUGAAGAGUUGAAUCUGUGCAAGUCAACUCUAAAGAUUCCAGUCCUAGAUCUCAGUGGCAUAGAAAUCCAAGAUCGACGUCAGAAGAUUGUUGAUGAAAUAAGGGAAGCAUCAGAAAAGUGGGGAUUUUUCCAACUGAUAAAUCAUGGGGUUCCUUCAAGUGUUUUGGAAGGAAUGAUUGAUGGGAUUCGCGACUUUCACGAACAAGAUGUUGAGUUAAAGAAAGAGUACUAUUCGCGUGAUCGUAUAACAAGAAGAGUGAGAUAUGAGAGCAAUUUUGAUCUGUAUCAAUCAAAGACCGCGAACUGGAGGGAUACGUUGAACUUUUCAAGGCUAGUUUGUGGUCACAUUGAACCUGAACAAAUACCAGCAAUUUGCAGGUGA